Messenger RNA from Microthlaspi erraticum, 1176 nucleotides. The record is from the annotation of a GenBank genome assembly. Lineage: Eukaryota; Viridiplantae; Streptophyta; Magnoliopsida; Brassicales; Brassicaceae.
AUGGCGGAUUCUUCUCAAGCUAGGUCUCACAAAUCCCUUCUAGUGAUCGGAGGCAAAACCGAUUCUGCUGGCAGUUCUAACCCUAAACCUCACGGUGUCUCCGGCUCGAAUCUCCGUGACUCCUCCAAGCCGCAGGGACUCAAGAGAGAUUCAAGAUACGAUGAGAACGGUGAUGCUGAUAACUUGCCUAUCAAGAAAUCGAGGACGACGACGCUUGCUUCUGAUCCCGAGAGUAACUCUGAGAACAGUAAGAGAAUUGUGCCUCUGGCUGUAAAACCAUUGACGGUUGUGGAAGCGGAUACUCCGAAGCUUUCUCGACAGUUUUGGAAAGCAGGCGAUGACAAGGAAGAUGAGCCUGUUGCUCGCUAUUGUAGCAAUGAUGCGGCGGUUAGGGUUCAUCCUCAGUUUCUUCAUGCUAACGCCACUAGUCACAAGUGGGCUCUUGGAGCUUUAGCCGAGCUUCUUGACAAUUCCCUAGAUGAGGUAUGUAAUGGGGCUACAUAUGUGCAUGUUGAUUCAACAACAAAUAAAAGAGACGAUAAGAGCAGCAUUCUUAUAGUUGAAGACAAUGGAGGUGGGAUGAAUCCAAGUAGGUUUAGAGAGUGCCUUUCUUUGGGGUAUUCAAGAAAACGCAAUAUGGCUAAUACAGUUGGUCAAUAUGGGAAUGGAUUCAAAACUAGUACAAUGAGGCUUGGUGCUGAUGCAAUUGUCUUCACACGUUGUCGUGGAACCAAUGGAAAUAACACGACACAGAGUAUUGGUAUGCUGUCAUAUACUUAUCUUUACGAGACAAGAAAAUGCGAAGCCGUUGUCCCCACGGUUGAUUUUGAGUUGGUAGAUAACAAAUGGAAGCAGAUAACAUACAACUCCACAGAUGAUUGGUUUGAUAACUUGGAGACUAUAAUCAAGUGGUCGCCUUUUUUGUCCCAAGAAGAGUUAUUCGACCAGUUUGAUUCCCUAGAUGAGCAAGGUACUCGGAUCUUGAUUUAUAAUCUAUGGGAGGACGAUGAGGGGAAGUUGGAGCUUGACUUUGAUACAGAUCCUCAUGAUAUUCAACUAAGAGGUGUGAACAGAGAUGAGAAGAGCAUAGAGAUGGCGAAAACUUACCCUAACUCUAGGCAUUUCUUGACUUAUCGACACUCACUACGUGUAUGUAGUUCCACGUCUUUUAUUUAA